Hippocampus comes (tiger tail seahorse) is the source of this 2053-nucleotide messenger RNA. It is a transcript of the gene cnn2, whose product is annotated as calponin 2. Gene Ontology annotation, molecular function: actin filament binding. The transcript has 7 exons. Gene Ontology annotation, cellular component: focal adhesion; actin cytoskeleton. Gene Ontology annotation, biological process: actin filament organization; actomyosin structure organization. NCBI's taxonomy places the organism in Eukaryota, Metazoa, Chordata, Actinopteri, Syngnathiformes, Syngnathidae. The coding region runs from base 108 to 1052 and encodes 314 amino acids. The record is from RefSeq and is a predicted model, not a curated record.
AGAAAAGGAAGCAUUUCGUCCAGCCUCCGGACGCGGCCAAGUUAUUUUCCUUACUUUUGAACUCGCCAACGGGUCAUUUUCAACCGUUUGACGCCCAAAAUCUCACGAUGAGCUUCAACAGAGGUCCUUCUUACGGCUUAACCGCGGAAGUCAGAAACAAGAUUGCAAUGAAAUACGACCUCCAGAAGGAGGAGGAGCUGAGGAUCUGGAUCGAGGAUCUGACUGGCGCCACCAUCGGCGACGACUUCCAGAACAGCCUCAAAAGUGGAGUCAUUCUGUGCCAGCUUAUUAACAAACUCCGACCUGGGUCUGUGAAAACAAUCAACCACUCGUCGCUCAACUGGCACCAGCUGGAGAACCUGACCAACUUCAUCACGGCGAUCAAAGCCUACGGCCUGAAGCCCCACGACACCUUUGAAGCCAACGACCUUUUCGAGAAUGGCAACAAGACGCAGUUGCAGACCACGCUGCUGGCAUUGGCCAGCAUGGCCAAGACCAACGGCGCCCAGUCACGGGUCGACAUUGGCGUGAAAUAUGCAGACAAGCAGAAGCGGACGUUCGACGAGGAGAAGCUGAAGGCUGGACAGUGUGUUAUCGGCCUCCAGAUGGGGACCAACAAGUGUGCCAGCCAGGCAGGUAUGAACGCGUACGGCACCAGGAGGCAUUUGUAUGACCCCAAAUGUCCAAUGCUGCCCCCGAGGGACAACACCACCAUCAGUCUGCAAAUGGGAACCAACAAGGGGGCAAGCCAGGCCGGGAUGACCGCGCCGGGUACGAGACGCGCCAUCUAUGACCAGAAACUGGGCACGGACAAGUGUGACAACAGCACCAUGUCCCUCCAGAUGGGCUACAGCCAGGGAGCCAAUCAGAGCGGCCAGAACUUUGGCCUGGGCCGGCAGAUCUACGACGCCAAGUACUGUACCAAGGGCGGCGAGGUUGCAGAGGAAACUAAUGGCGCCAGCGGAGCCUACAUCCCAGACUACCAAGAUGAGGGUUAUCAGGGUUACCAAGAGGAGGAGCAGGUGUACAGGGAGGAUGGGACGGAUUACUAGAGGAAGACGCGGUCCGAUGAGGCGUGCCCUGCAAAAAAAAAAAAACACGAGGCAGAUGUUUUUAGUUUUAUAUCCCAAGGAUGCUGCACCUUCCGAGUGUCACACAUGUCCUUAUAGUCGAGUUUCUCUUACCCCGUGAUUGUUACACAUAUCAAAAUGAACUGUAUUUGUGUGAUUUAUGAUUUUUUUUUUUUUAAUCUGGAAAGAGGCUACAAAAGCUUUAGAUGCUGUUUUGUAUCCCUGGGAGUUAUUGUUGGUGUGCCAAAUUUCCUUUUCCCCAGUGCUUCAUAUCACAGGGAGAUGUUAAGGACAGCGUAUUUUUCUUGGAAAUCAGUACCUUCGAUUCAAACACCCAGACAUCCAAAUUGAAUUGCAGCGAAUUUUACAGAGUAGCCGUUUUGUUUUAGUGACAAAUGAGAGCUUCUGCUCACACAGUUUGCCUUUUCUUAUGUUGUACGUAUUACAGUACAGUCAACAUUUGGAUUGACUGGAUAACUAGUCCAACUUGUUUGACAGAAGAAGGGGGCGGGGAGUUGACAUUAAUCAAUCCCUGUUUUGAACAGUCCAAGUAUGAAUACUGGAAAUUUUAUAUCAAGUGAAUCAUUCCUUUUACAUUGUUUAUCGUGUAAACCAAUUGCUCAAUUCUGUUUUAUUUAUACACUAUUUUGUGAUUUUUUUUUUUCCAACAAUGACUCGUGAAUUACAUUUAUAGUACCAUGUUUGUUUGAUAUUUAACUCUGGCUUUUAUUGCUGCCGAUGGAAAAACAAAUUGACCCAUAAAUUUAACCUGCUAAUUUAUGAAGUACACCUCGGGAGGGGAGGGGGCGGGGACCACAACAGCUCCUAAUUGGCUUUUAAUGUUUUAGUUAAUCUGAGAAAAUAUGAGCAUCGUAAUCUCUGUUGCGGUAUUAUGCUGCUUUUUAGUUUUGUCUACGUGUACAGAAUAAAGUAGCAGGUGUAGUUGUUUUUGUUGAUGCAUUGUAAUAAAUAUGUAUUCAUUA